This is a messenger RNA of Patella vulgata (common limpet), 2110 nucleotides long. Its product is annotated as cytochrome P450 3A13. Gene Ontology annotation, molecular function: oxidoreductase activity, acting on paired donors, with incorporation or reduction of molecular oxygen; steroid hydroxylase activity; heme binding. The record is from RefSeq and is a predicted model, not a curated record. The transcript is spliced from 11 exons. Bases 216 to 1337 code for a protein of 373 amino acids. Lineage: Eukaryota; Metazoa; Mollusca; Gastropoda; Patellidae.
UCAAAAUCGCUUGUUUCCUUACGAGGAGUUAACAUCGGUUCACUAUUUUAUAUUGAUAUUAAUGAUAUAUAAUAAACGUACGUGUACUUAUAUGGUGGUCUACUAUUGUGCAAUAGUUUUUGAUGUAAUAAGUUUUAUACAUGUCAUCAGAAGUCGGUAUAUAAAUAUAAACGGAGUGUUUUAAGUCAGAACAGUAAAUAUUUGGUGUCAGGGAAAUGGCUUGUUUUGGGUGUGAAACUCUGCUGUGGAUUGUUGCGAUAGUGAUUUUACUUGCUGCAGCAUUUUAUUUUUAUAUAACAUGGACUCACAGUAUUUUCAAGAAUGCCGGAAUCCCAGGACCAGAACCAGGUUUACUAGGAGUGGUUCCAAUGUAUCGUAACAACACUAUGGGUGAUAUUGAUAUAGAGCUUCAUAAGAAAUAUGGAAAAAUUUUAGGGUAUUUUAACGCGAGACUACCGGUUUUAUCGGUAGCCGAUCCAGACACAAUAAAGGAUAUUUGCAUUAAGCAUUUCAGCCAUUUUGUCGACAGACCAACUAUAUUGCCAAUGGACAAGUAUGAAAAAGGAUUCCUGACCUUAGUUCGGGGAGCAAAAUGGAAGAGCUCAAGAUCAAUCCUGACACCAACUUUUAGUUCUGGUAAAUUAAGAGAGAUGAUGCCAUUGAUGCAAACAUGUACAGAGAAUCUACUUAAGCAUUUAGAACAACAUGCCGACAGUGGGAAAUCUGUUGACGUGACAACUUUUAUCAAAGGUUACUCAUUGGAUGUCAUCUGUAGUGUUGCAUUUGGCAUAGAUGUUGACUCUCAGAACGAACCCGAUAAUCCAGUUAUCAAGGCCUGUAUUAAAGCUAUGAAAUUGGAGAUGACCGACCCAUAUACCAUAUUGUGUGCUACCUUCCCGUUUAUGGCUAGAGUAUUCGAGUCUGUAGGUAUUGGUUUUAUGGCUAGUGAUUGCAAAUCUGUUUUUACAAAACUUAUUGAUGAUAUUAUUAAGGAAAGGAAAGAAAAUCCAAGUAAACGGAAAGAUUUCCUCCAGUUGUUAAUUAAUGCCAACGAAGAAACCAAAGAUAACAAAGAUGGUUUGGCUUUUACGUACUAUGAUAUAUGGAGUGGCGCUGUGGUCUUCUUGCUAGCUGGUUACGACACAUCAUCAACUGCAUUAACAUUCGCACUCUACAAUCUCGCAACACACCCAGAAGUUCAGGAACGUGUGGUGGAAGAAAUAAACACAAAUUUCGCAAAGGAUGAAGCAGCUGACCAUGAUAAUGUUGGUAAAUUAACUUAUCUACAGAUGGUAGUAGAUGAAACUUUAAGGAUGUAUCCACCGUUAACAAAGUAGGGUACCAGUUAUAUUUCAUUGCACUGUCCACAGUGUGGGGAUCCGGGUGUUGGGUGGCUCAGUGGGUAUGACUCGCUAACGGUGGCUACUUGAGUAAGUAAGACGUUGGCUCACUAGCCCGAAGGUCGCGGGUUCAGUCCCGGUGUUGGCCGAGAAAGUUCAUCGUGGUUACCCAUUGUCAAUGGUACAGGAAGCAGGGCCUGACAAGGACAGCUGUCCAGUCGUUCGGAUGGGACAAAAUCGAGGUCCCGCGUACACAUUGGCGUGCACGUAAAAGAUCCUUUAGCAAUAACAAUUCGAUCCGUAGUGCCGCUGGAAGGGCAAACUUUCCCUCAUUGCACAUUGUUUGCCUCGCAGUGUUCAUUUGCACAGUCGGAGCAAAACAGUAGGACGUUAAACCCUAUUUCAAUUCAUUUCAUGAUAACUAUGUCGUCGAAACAGUUUCUUUGCAUUUUCCAGCCAGGUUCCGUCUUCUCAGUGAGUUAGGAAGAAGGACUUGACAAGCAAAUGCGUUUAGUCAAAAGAUUGAUAUCUCUAUCUUGGACAAGACAAUCUCGGCCCCGGUAUAUACCAUUGAAGUCGACAGAAAAGUAGGACGUUAAUUGUUUUGGUUUCUAUAUGCGUGUAUAUAUUUUAGAACGAGUCGUGCAGUUACUGAAGAAAUGGAACUGAAUGGUUACAAGAUAACGAAGGAAAUGGAAAUCUUUUUGCCAAUUUAUGCCAUCCACAGAGAUCCUGAUUAUUGGGAAAAUCCCGAUAGAUUUGACCCAGAA